This is a messenger RNA of Anopheles nili, 1787 nucleotides long. RefSeq names its product GILT-like protein C02D5.2. The record is from RefSeq and is a predicted model, not a curated record. The transcript has 2 exons. Gene Ontology annotation, molecular function: oxidoreductase activity, acting on a sulfur group of donors, disulfide as acceptor. The coding region runs from base 1 to 705 and encodes 234 amino acids. NCBI's taxonomy places the organism in Eukaryota, Metazoa, Arthropoda, Insecta, Diptera, Culicidae.
AUGUUCCAAAAACGACAGCUUCGUAUCAUCUACCUGGUGAUCCUGAUCAUCGUAAUGGUGCUCGUCUACAAGAGCUUCACUCAGCGCAAGCCCGACGAAGACGAUGUGGAGCAAACGUCCAGCGAUGCGAUGCUGAAGCCCUCGAACGCCCCCGUCAACGUCAUGGUGUUCUACGAAGCCCUGUGUCCGGAUUCGAAGAAUUUUGUCCUACACCAGCUGCAGCCAGCCUACGAUCGGGCGCCGGAUUUGAUGACCAUCGAAUUCGUUCCGUUCGGCAAAGCAUCCUGGACCACGAAGUCGGACGGAUCGCUGGAAUUCGAGUGCCAGCAUGGCCCGAUCGAGUGUGAAGCCAACACGAUCCAUGCGUGCGUAGUGGAAGCCGUGCACGAUACACACACGAUGGUUAACAUGGUCGCAUGCAUGAUCAAGAACAAUAUUAUCCCGCGGGACGCGUUCUAUCGCUGCGCCAAGGAGCACGGGGUGGAGAUCGAAUCGAUACAAAAAUGCUACGACAGCCCGCACGGUGCCGAGCUGCUGAAGGUGCACGGUGAAGCCACACACGCGCUCCGGCCAGCGGUUACGUUCAUUCCGACCAUCACACUCGACGGUGCGCAGUACGUCCAAAAGUCCAUCCUGAAGGACUUCUUCGGGAACAUCUGCCAGGUGGUGGCAGGCCGCGGACCGAAACCGGACGCAUGCAAAUGAUAGCAGCUAAUGUUGCACUUCCUUGCGCGCUACCUUCAGAACGAGCUGCUGGACGAAGUUCGGCAACUUCCGGGUCAGUUGCGGCGGGGACUCUUUUGGUUACUUAACUAAUAAUUUCCAAGCCGCCCAGUUGGGGCUCGAAUCGAUCUUCUGGGAAGCGCAAACUCGAUCAAAGUCCAUCCAAUUCUACUCCGCAUUGCAUUGCUAUUUGAGAUAAGCGAACGAUAGUUCUCAACUUCUCGCAAAAUGUGAGAACUGCACGCUGCACGUUUCAGCAUCUGCCCACGAUCUGCAGUCUGGGUAGGAGCGCCAUUUUCGCGUCUUUGUUUCCUCUUUUGUAUCAUGUAUUCCUUCUCGUGCGCUUGUAAUCGGCGGGUGGGUUUAAAAUUUAAACAUGAGUUACUUACUCCUCAGUGCUACUUCAGAUGUUAGCUAGUGGUCGCGAGCCAGUACUCAGUAGAACCAACCAGGCAAAGCAACAAACGUAUAUGCAACUAGAACAAAUAUUUUAGUCAAAUGUAGCAAAAUAUUGUAGCCCGUCGGAUGCGCUAAUCGUUGGUUGAAACCUCCGAUCGAAAUAGUCAGAUAGUUGCAGUGCAACUGCAGUGUUUAGCAGAGUUUAAAUCUACUUAGAACAGAUCCAUGCAUCCAGCGGUCGGCUGAUGCCGUAGAGAAGUUAUAAAACCCAUAUGAAUAUUUAAACAAAAAAGCAAUUCCAGCGUCCGGUGCAGCAAUUACAACAGUGUCAAGGCCUAGUCGACCUUCCAAAGUCCUGCUGGAAGUAUCAGGAAAGGUGUAGAUUCCAUUUUUUGUUUCGUUUCCUGACACUCAGGAUCGAAAACAGAAACACACCGUUUCCCUCCUAGAGACUGAGCAAAAGCACACUUCUAUAACGAAUUUAAGUCACGAACAAACGCUAUUCACGUAACAUAGGUGGUAUUAUUGAUAUCAAUUCAUUCUAUGGGUUGUGUUAAGUUCUAUAGGUUUCGUUUCGGGUGAUAUUUACAAUACGUUGAGGCAGAUUGUUAUAAGAACAGUAGAGUGUAUCAUUUGUAUCAUUAAAGAACGUUUAUACAUCAUCG